Messenger RNA from Leptopilina heterotoma, 2436 nucleotides. It is a transcript of the gene hrg, whose product is annotated as poly(A) polymerase type 3. NCBI's taxonomy places the organism in Eukaryota, Metazoa, Arthropoda, Insecta, Hymenoptera, Figitidae. Gene Ontology annotation, cellular component: nucleus. The coding region runs from base 553 to 2379 and encodes 608 amino acids. Gene Ontology annotation, molecular function: poly(A) RNA polymerase activity; RNA binding. The transcript is spliced from 11 exons. The record is from RefSeq and is a predicted model, not a curated record.
CGGUGAGGCAGACUGGAGAUGUUUGUUGUAGAGCGGUUCAGUGUAGAUUUUCAUGUUUUAAAUUAUUUUUUGAAUAAAUUAUUUAGCUAGUUUGUGUGUUUUUCAUGCUGCAGAAGAAUUGUUGAAUAUAUAAUUUGUGCAUAUAAUCUAGAAAUUGAAGGGAAAUUUUGAUUAUUGAGCUUGCUUUUGAGUUUGUUUUGCGAGGACAAUUUCACGAUUGGUGUACGUCCUUUAAAACACUUUGCGCUUCCUCAUAAAAAUUUCAAGUCCUUUUUCUUAUUUUCGUGAUAUUAUAAAGUGCUAAACGAACAUGUUUAAUGAACAAUAUGAAUAGAAUAGUUUCCAGUGUUAUUUUGUCACAGAAUUCAAUGUUUUGUUAGGAAAAAGUGAACCUUUACUUUUAUAACCUGACUACGUAAGCAGAAUUUGCAUUGAUGUGUCAAUGCUCCUUUGACUAAGUUAGAAAGCAAGAUUGUUUCUGACGUUUCAUUCUUUGUUGGAUAACUGUUAUCGUACCUUGUCAGUGGAGCUUUUUACACUUAGAUCGUCACGAUGUGGACUUCACAAAGUACUAAUUCAACCGCCUCGAGUGCGACCACUCAAAAUUCUUCAAAUGCUCAAAAUUUACGCACUUUAGGCAUGACUUCUGCAAUUAGUGUGGCAGAACCAAAACCUAGCGAUAUUACACGAACAAAUGAGCUGAAGGAGGCUCUGAAACCUUAUAAUGUUUUCGAAUCCGAAGAAGAAUUAAAUCACAGAAUGGAAAUUUUAAGUAAAUUAAAUGCUCUGGUUAAACAGUGGAUUAAAGAUGUUAGCAUCGCUCGCAAUAUGCCAGUAAAUUGCGCAGAGCAAGUUGGAGGAAAAAUUUAUACAUUUGGAUCCUACAGGUUAGGCGUUCAUCACAAAGGAGCCGAUAUUGAUGCACUUUGCGUGGUACCUCGACACAUUAAUAGAAACAAUUAUUUCACUUCAUUCUUUGAUUUAUUAAAAAGUCAAUCGGAAGUGACAGAAUUAAGAGCCGUUGAAGAAGCUUUUGUACCAGUUAUCAAAAUGAAUUUCGAUGGAAUUGAAAUUGAUAUGCUAUUCGCUAAACUGGAUCAAAAGGAAAUUCCCGACGAUCUCAGAGACGAUACUCUCCUUAGAAAUCUCGACCCAAAAUGCGUGAGAAGUCUUAAUGGAUGUCGAGUUACGGACGAGAUACUUCGUUUAGUACCUAAUAUAGAAAAUUUCCGCUUGGCAUUACGAGCUAUUAAAUUAUGGGCAAAAAAACAUGGAAUUUACAGUAACGUAUUAGGAUAUCUCGGAGGUGUUUCCUGGGCAAUGUUGGUCGCUCGUACAUGCCAACUUUACCCGAAUGCAGUGGCAGCGACUUUAAUAGAAAAAUUCUUCCUCGUAUUUUCGCAAUGGCAAUGGCCGCAGCCAGUUCUUCUGAAGCAACCCGAUAAUGUUAAUUUAGGAUUUCCAGUUUGGGAUCCGCGAGUGAAUAUAGGUGAUAGAUUUCACUUAAUGCCGAUAAUAACGCCCGCGUAUCCACAGCAAAAUUCCACAUUUAACGUUUCAAUGUCGACGCGAACGAUAAUGCAAGACGCUUUUGAGAAUGGAUUGUCAGUGACGGAGGAAAUAAUUAUGGGCAAAGCAACGUGGGAUAAACUCUUUGAACCGCCAAAUUUCUUCACUAAAUACAAGCACUAUGUUAUUUUACUUGCAAGCAGUUUGCAAGCCGCCGAUCAAUUGGAAUGGUGUGGUCUUGUUGAAUCGAGAAUUCGUCAUUUAAUUGGUCAAUUAGAAAGAUAUCCAGCAAUCACGUUGGCACACAUUAAUCCCGAGGCGUAUCCACCACUUGAACCUGAUCCUGAGAAACAGUGCUCAAUGUGGUUCAUUGGUUUGAGCUUUGCGAGAAGUGAAAAUUUGAAUGUCGAUCUCACGUACGAUAUUCGAAAUUUUGUCGAUACCAUUUAUCGACAAGCUAAUCAGAAUAAUUCUUUCAAGGAGGGAAUGUUCAUUGAAGCAAAACACGUGAAAAGGAAGGAUUUAAGUGCAUAUGUUCCCACAGCGUUGCUUAAAAAGGAAAAGAAGCAGGUUUCUGGAGGUCUGCAAAGAAACGGAAGUAUUGGAGGAAUCUCGCCAAGGAGUCAAACUAUUCUCAACAGAAAACGAUUAUCCGAUCAAAAUGUCGAUGCAGUUAGCAAAAAAAGAAAAACACUUGAAGCCGAACAACAAAUUACACAGGGUGAAGAUGGAUCGUUGGUAGUGAAUUGCGGAGACGACAGCAAUUCUGGAUUCAGUUUAGACGAAUAUAAACAAAAUUUAACGUCUACGAAAGAUGAGGGACCUGCAGGUGGGUCUGCCGUUGCACAGGAAGGAUUUGUGUGCACUUGACCGCAGAGUAAAUCUACCUCAAGACGAACGUCAUACGCUCUGCUCGGCUGUUUGGAA